GUGAGGAGUAUAGUUCUUUCAUGUCUCCCGGUUGCAUAGAGAGAGAGGAUAGAAAUCCGAAAUACGAGGGAUGUCAAACCGAACAGAUCUGAAGGGUCUGAAAAGCCAACGACUUCCUCCACGAGAACUUGCCAAUGGAAUAAUCUGAUUUGUAAACAUAUUGUACCGUUUUUGCGUUGCACUUUUUUUCCACCUAAACAGUAAGGAAUGUGGGCUUUUCUGAGUGGGAAAUUAUUUAGUGUUCUUUCAGCACCAGUGAUUGUAGCUGUCGUUUGUUGCGCACAAAGCGUGAAUGAACCAGGGAACAUGUCUUUUGUGAAAGAGACGGUGGACAAACUACUAAAGGGAUAUGAUAUUCGUCUUCGACCAGACUUUGGAGGGGCCCCUGUUGCAGUUGGCAUGAGUAUAGAUGUGGCGAGCAUAGACAUGGUAUCCGAAGUCAACAUGGACUACACUUUAACCAUGUACUUCCAGCAGUACUGGAGGGACAAGAGGCUGGCGUACUUAGGGAUCCCACUGAACCUCACCCUGGAUAACCGGGUAGCAGAUUCACUCUGGGUCCCUGACACCUACUUCCUGAAUGACAAGAAGUCCUUCGUCCACGGUGUGACGGUCAAGAACCGUAUGAUCCGCCUCCACCCGGAUGGAACAGUGCUCUACGGCCUGAGGAUCACAACGACGGCAGCCUGUAUGAUGGACCUGAGGAGGUACCCUCUGGACGAGCAGAAUUGCACUCUGGAGAUCGAGAGCUAUGGAUACACAACAGAUGACAUUGAGUUCUACUGGAAGGGAGGAGACAAUGCGGUGACGGGAGUGACACGCAUUGAGCUGCCACAGUUCUCCAUAGUGGACUACAAGCUGGUGUCCAGAAAUGUUGUCUUUUCCACAGGUGCCUACCCACGACUGUCUUUGAGCUUCAAGCUAAAGAGGAACAUCGGCUACUUUAUCCUGCAGACCUACAUGCCCUCAAUCCUGAUCACCAUCUUGUCCUGGGUCUCCUUCUGGAUCAAUUACGAUGCCUCGGCUGCAAGAGUGGCAUUAGGGAUCACCACUGUGCUCACCAUGACCACCAUCAACACCCAUCUGAGAGAGACGCUCCCCAAAAUCCCCUACGUCAAGGCCAUCGAUAUGUACCUGAUGGGCUGCUUCGUCAUGGUCUUCCUGGCCCUGCUGGAGUACGCCUUCGUCAACUACAUCUUCUUCGGCCGAGGACCACAAAUGCAGAAGAAGCUGGCAGAGAAAGCCGAGAGGGCCAACAAUGAGAGGGCGGCCAAAUACGACACCAAUCGGUCUCCUCAGGAAGGAGGUAAAACGUCAUCUCUUAAGCUGACUAAGCAGCCUAAUAGAGCAAAAACGCUCCGUGUCUCACAGUCGGCGGAGUCCCACGGUAAUAUCCUGCUGACCACCCUGGAGAUCCACAACGAGGUGGCAGGAAAUGAGGUCACCACCAGCCUGGCGGACAGCAGGAACUCCUCCGUCAUGGGAUUUGACAACACCAGCACAGGUACCGGCGUCCAGUGCAGGAAGGCGAGCCGGUCCUCGGGUCCUCGCCACAGCCUCGACAGGCACGCCCAGCUCAAGAGGCACAAACUGCGGCGGCGCUCGUCACAGCUCAAAAUCAAAAUCCCUGACCUGACGGACGUAAACGCCAUCGACAGGUGGUCGCGGAUUAUCUUCCCCUCUGUUUUCUCCCUCUUUAAUCUAAUCUACUGGAUGUAUUAUGUCAACUGAUUGACUGAUUUUAGGGUUAGGUGGUGUUAAAAGUAUUAUUAUUUUUCCCUUCGUCAUUGUUUUGUCUUUUUUUACGCGACAGGAAAUGUUUUGCUAUUAAAAAACAAAGGACUGCCUCUAUAUGGCACAGACAAAAUGCUUUGACUUCUUUGUGAAAGUUUUUAUAUUUGCAGUCAUACUCAAAUUAUGGAUUGCGGUGGAUUGCUAAUUCUGAAAAUGUUGUACAGAACUAUGUAGAUAAAUACCCAUACCGUAGGACUGGUACUGUAUAUUUCCCAGUAUUUUUGCCCCUCUGUAGUUUGAUAAUGGAGAUCUUUAUACCCAAUUCAAUAUGUGCAUUUUGCAAGAAAGAAAAUGUACAUUGUUUUGUUUUUUAAACAAACCCAAAUAAAAUAAAAAUGUUAUGUAAUGUAUUAUGCAUAUACACAAUGAAUUGUAAUGAAUACUUUAUAAUUAUUUACAUAUUAUUUGUCAUUUAUGAGAAUCAAUGCAAAAAAUAUAUACUCAUGUUUUGUGAUGCUUUAUCACGUAUAUAUUUUUGUCUUGGUCAGAUAGCAUAAUUAUCAAGCGCACAUACAGUAUUUGCAAAUUUUACAGUGAAGUGGUCCUGUUAAUGUAUGUCUAUGUACAGUGUAUUAUUAUUAGUAGUAGUAGUAUUGCUAUUAUUACCAUUAUUAUUACAUACUGAACUAUACCAUUUUAACAUAGGGGCAAAUUAAUGUCUACUGUUGAGGGUUUAAUAUCUCAGGUUCUGCAUUUUGCUAAUUGGCAACCAUUAACAUUUUCAAAAUCCUGUCAAACAGUCUUGAAAUUGGAAUAUUGAUUGGGAAUCUAAACAUACCCACCACUGCACUCAAUGAAUCUGUCACGGUUCACAUAUUUUCUAUCUGAUAUUGUGAAUGCUUGACAGGAUUUCACUCAGUAAAUUGACGACAUUCCUUUAAAUCAGCUCCAUCUUUGAUAGCUGUCGAACUCUCCUGCCAACGGCCUAGUGCUAUGUACUGUAUAACAUGUCUUUGUGAAAUGUUCUGAUAUUUUUGUAAGGUGUAACGUUGACUAAAGCUACAGUAUAUUAACUCACUCUCUUGCGCGCGAGCAUUGUAGAAAAUAGAUUCCCUCGGUUCACAGCAUUCCAUGGAAGUGGCAGGGUUGAGGGUGUGUUUGGUUUUUAGCAUUUGACUGAUUUUUACUGCUGAAAUGACCUCCCAACUGUAAAUAUAAUGUAUAUAACAGAUUUGACGUAAGUGUGCAAUUUUUUUUAUUUGGGGUUGUCUAAUUAGUUGUCUGUUUUUAUAAGACCAUGUGAAAUACCGAUGACAUUUCUGUCCUCUUUAAAUGCUUGAAAAUCUAUUGAAUGAACAUGUGGGGUUGAUCAUAUAUUUUUUGAUUCCUUUCUUCAGGUUUAGAAGCGAUGAAUGCCAUGAGACUAUCUGUCAAAUGCACAGACGAUAUAAAUAAUACAACGAAACACAUUGUAAAUCAAGGGCAUUUGCCAACCACUGAUAUACACAGUACAUCAUCCAUUUCUAUAUUUCUAUCAUCUAUUCUGCACAGCUAUCAUAGAAGCACAUACAAUGUGUCAGUCUCUCAGUUUACAACUGAUGCAUGCAUUCUGUUCUACAGGGCAAGGACAACGAGCCAUAGUCAUUAGAUUGUAACCAAACAUCUAACGCAUCCCAUUAGGAAAUGUAAUCAACGGCAUGGAAGUAGCUAACAUUUGGUGAAACAUUGCCGUGGUUCAUAUCAUGCUGCUCUGGCCGAGAGACAAUGCCGAGAUGGCACUGUCUCUUGUUUCUCUAUGCAUGUUAUAUUGCAUGAGUAAUGUCGAUUAAAAAAAACUUAACCCUACUAUCUUAAACCUGUAUCGCAGGUUACAAGUACAGUUCCAAGAGAUUGUGAUAAACUGCCAUUUUCUGGUUGGUUACAGAGCAACCAAUCAUAUCCUGAGGUCAAUGGCUGGGAUUCACAACGACAGUCUUCAAAUAUAUAACACAUUUAUAUACGCAUAAAGAAUAAAUUGCGUGCCCAUGUAUUUUACCAUUACCAACUUGCAGCCAAUUGCUUAUAGUAGUGACAUGUAUCUCUGGUAUGUAAAUAUGCUUUGCUACUUGAUCAUUAAGCUUGUUGUGUGUUUUGGGUUUGAGUGAUAUAAUGGUAAUGUGUGUGGUUACACACGCUGGCCUAUAACAGUUCCAGACCCUGGGGUUUCCCUUCUCUACUGUGUAGAUGAGGCCGUGUUGGCUGGGUCUUGGUGUAAGAUGACUAAUAUCUCUUGGUCUUGGUGUAAGAUGAGUCAUGUAUCUUGUUCUUGGUGCAAGAUUAAUCAAAUAUCUUGAUCUUGGUGUAAGAUGAGUAAUCUUUCCCGAGACGUAAAGACUUGAGUUAGCCCUUCAGAGCUAAUGCCUAGUCUUUAGAUCAGAGGGCUGACGGUCUUGUGGCAUGCAGGAGACCUGGGUUUGAAUCCCAGUCAGUCACAUUGGCACAUUCAAUCUGACACUGUUUCAUGCAUUAAGUGCGCUCAUCUUUGCUGGCUUCUAAUGUUGUCUGGCCCAUGUUCUGUUCUGCCAUAAAUGUAUAUUUAGGUAUAGAUAUCUGUGUUUAUGUUUCUCUCCCUUAUUUCUUUAGGUUAUAAUGUUGCUCUAUUAAUUAAAUAAUAUCAAUUGUAUGACAGUAAUAUCGGGUUUUGCAUCCAUUGAAAUCCAUGUUUUCUGUAACACUUCUGUUAUAAGCUAUAGCAACAGGAUGAACAAUGGACAGACUUCAAAGACAACAUUUCUUGUUCCUAAUGCAUUUCUGUUGAAUGAUUGAAUCUAGACAAAGCCCAAUAGUUUAUGAUUUAUAUGUCAGGUGAAGAUAAACAAAUGAUUACCAGUAUUCCUGGAUUGUGAUUAAAACUGUAUUUAUCAAUGAA
Molecule: messenger RNA, 4642 nt
Organism: Oncorhynchus masou masou (cherry salmon)
Lineage: Eukaryota; Metazoa; Chordata; Actinopteri; Salmoniformes; Salmonidae
Product: gamma-aminobutyric acid receptor subunit beta-3-like
Exons: 10
Coding region: 208-1731 (507 amino acids)
Biological process (GO): regulation of membrane potential; nervous system process; chemical synaptic transmission
Cellular component (GO): GABA-A receptor complex; plasma membrane; synapse
Molecular function (GO): chloride channel activity; extracellular ligand-gated monoatomic ion channel activity; GABA-A receptor activity
Source: RefSeq, a predicted model, not a curated record